Molecule: messenger RNA, 628 nt
Organism: Mercurialis annua (annual mercury)
Lineage: Eukaryota; Viridiplantae; Streptophyta; Magnoliopsida; Malpighiales; Euphorbiaceae
Exons: 4
Coding region: 2-628 (208 amino acids)
Source: RefSeq, a predicted model, not a curated record
UAUGGCUCUAUCUUUGUCUUCCGCAAUGUUCAUCGUUUGCUUUUCCAUUUUUGUGCUCGCUGGAGAUGCACUGCGCGAUGUGCCCGAACAAGCGUCGAUGCCGAACACGACGCUGAGCCAAGAUAUUCCAGCAGGAGAAUAUAUUCAAGUAGCAAAUAUAAUGGGUUUUUUGCAGCGAACAAAUUGGACCGGUGACUGUUUUCAAGACAACACUGCUUGGGUGACAAAAAAUAGAGAUUUUUCCACCGGUUGGAUUAUUGUUGAGACUGACAAUGAGAUAAGCCAUACAUGUACAGAAUCUUAUGAAUUUAUGAUAGGAAGUCAAGUAAUAGCAGCGAGAACUAUCUAUGUAUCUGGAAGGAGUCGGCAAGAAAUUCAGUUCUCUCCCACAGCUGAACAAAAACGGGAACUACAUGCUGCAGAGAAACAGGAGGAAGCGCCUCCUAUAUAUCAGAAUGGACUUCAUAACGAAAAUGGUUUCAUAUCACUAUCAGAAAUUGGCAGUUCUUCUAGGGUUAGAGGUAGAACUCACUUGCUUGAAAUGAAGCACAGUGAAGAAAGUGAGGAGGAUCCAGAGGACUUAGGAGAAGAAGAAUUGUUAGAUGAGUCAGACGUUGAGGAGUAUUGA